CCAAAUAAAAUAUUAUUUUAUAUUAAAUAUGAUGAGAUUUAAAAGAUCUCUCGUUGUUUCCUAUGGGACAAUCCCUAGAAGAUAUGAAUCAAGCACUGUUAUCGUCAAAUCUAGAGAGAAUCUUUCGGCCGCAGCAUAUAAGCCCGAAAUCGUUGAAAAGGACAAAUAUAAUACAUGGGAAGCUAAGGGGUCAUUUGAACCGGAGCCCGACAAUAAGAAACCGCGCUUUACAAUGGUUUUGCCACCUCCAAACAUCACCGGAAAGUUACAUCUAGGUCAUGCGCUGUCCUGCACUAUUCAAGAUGUGAUUGCACGAAGUAAAAAAUCAUUAGGAUACAAUGUGCUUUGGCUACCCGGUACUGAUCAUGCAGGGAUUGCUACACAGGGUGUAGUAGAAAAGUACAUAAAAAGUACCAAAUGCCUGGAUCGACAUACGCUCGGCAGGGAAAAAUUCUGCGAAGAAGUGUGGAAAUGGAAGGAAAUACAUGGUAACACUAUCACCAAGCAACUAAGAACCCUCGGCUGUUCUUUAGAUUGGUCCAGAGAGGUUUUUACGAUGAGUCCGAAACACUCACAUGCUGUCAACACAGCAUUCAUAAAACUAUUCGAAAAAGGUUACAUUUAUAGAAAGAAAGCUUUAGUCAACUGGUGUAGUACCCUUAAAUCCACUGUCUCAGAUAUAGAAGUAGAAAACUUGGCUGUAACAGGACCUACGGAAAUAAUGUUGCCAGGCCACAAAACUCCUGUGAAGUUUGGACAAUUGUAUACAUUUGCAUAUAAAAUACUCUUCAGUGAUGAAGAGGUAUUUGUGUCUACGACUUUACCAGAGACCAUGUUAGGUGAUACGGCCAUAGCAGUGCAUCCUGAUGAUGAGAGGUACAAGCAUUUAAAAGGCGCCCUUGCAGUACACCCAUUUAGAGAAGAAGCGAUACCUAUAAUCCAUGAUACGAUGGUCGACAUGAAAUUCGGAACAGGAGCUGUUAAAAUAACUCCAGCACACAGUAAUUGA
Aricia agestis (brown argus) is the source of this 1009-nucleotide messenger RNA. RefSeq names its product valine--tRNA ligase, mitochondrial 1-like. NCBI's taxonomy places the organism in Eukaryota, Metazoa, Arthropoda, Insecta, Lepidoptera, Lycaenidae. The coding region runs from base 29 to 1009 and encodes 326 amino acids. The record is from RefSeq and is a predicted model, not a curated record. Gene Ontology annotation, biological process: valyl-tRNA aminoacylation. The transcript has 4 exons. Gene Ontology annotation, cellular component: cytosol. Gene Ontology annotation, molecular function: aminoacyl-tRNA deacylase activity; ATP binding; valine-tRNA ligase activity.